GGAGAAUCCCUAAGGGUCCCAUUCCAAUUCCAAGAGCGAUCGGAAUUUCAGGAACACUGACCCGAUUCACAUGUUGAUGAGAGUGGAAAAAGCUCUGCGCAAUUUCCAGUAACUGACAGUCCUACUCCUGCAGUACAAAUCGCAAACAUCUUGUUGCUAAAUGGCUGAUCGAAAUUCUAAGAAGAGUGCUACUCCUAAGAAUCCACCUCCCACUUACAUUGAGAUGAUCUGUAAUGCCAUUGGUGCACUGAAAGAAAGAAAUGGUUGUUCCCAUUAUGCAAUCGGCAAGUACAUCAAAGCCAAAUACAACAUAGUUACUACCAUGAAUAUCAACCUUAAAAUGGCUUUGAAGCAGGGUGUUGAAAGUGGAAUACUCAUCCAGCCUAAAGGUACACAUUUAUUUAAAUUAAACCAAGCUGAAGCUCAGGCAGAGGAGGAGGGUAAAAAGAAGGCAGCAGGAGCUAAAGAAAAGAAAAGGGCAAAGAAGGCAGUCAGGAAGGCGGCCAAGAAGGCAGUCAGGAAGGCGACCAAGGAGGCAAUCAAGAAGGCAGCCAAGGAGGCAGCCAUGAAGGCGGCUAAGGAGGCUCAGAAACCAGCCACUAACGAUACUUGUCGGCCAUUUGGAAGCAUGGGUAAUCAAAGCCAAUCAGAUCUCCUGCGUCAGCUGGGUAACAACAUCUACAGAACUGUUACUGUUGGUCUCAGUCCUGUGUUACAAAAAGGGCGUUUGGAAAAAGCCAUGCAGUACUACUCAGAAGCUUUGGAGUGCAGUGCUAGUCCAAGAGAAUCAGCAGCUGCUAACAAAAAUCUUGCAAUGGUAUCAUGGAAGCUUGCAACACUAGAAAGCAAUCGGACAGCACAGCAUGUUCUUGUGUUGCACUUCUACAAAGAGGCACUCAAGAGUUUCUCAAAAGCCUGGAAAUGUGGUCAAGUUGCUAAAAAUGGCCACUUGUGGUCUGAUAAUGUGGUUCAGAAAAUGCACCAGUGUUUGCAGGAGAGCCUUGAUCUUGUCACCAACCAGCCCGAUAUGUGGGACGAGAAGAAUAAGCUGAUGAUAAUGGCAUGUCAGCUUGUUCCAACAGGGUCAUCCAAGGCUGAGGUGUCCAUCUUGUACGUCGAGUUUCUGCUUUCGAAAGCAAUCAACCUUCUCCAGAAUGGUGUCUUCAGUAAAUCUAAGAGCAUUUUAUAUGAUUGCCACCAACCUUUGGAGGAAGCUAGACGCUGUGGUAGAAGCGACAGAGUGAUGUCAGAGGUUAGAGUUCUGCAUGAGGAUGUUGUGAUGCAGACAUCUGUAGUUGAGGCAAGACAAGCGUUAAGGACUGCAGAUGAUCUGAAGCAAAAUAUUCUGAUGUCAGAGGAAAACUUAAGCAUAGACAUGGUCUGGGAAGUUCUUGACUGGUACAAGAAAGCCAUCCUCCUGACAAGGGAAAAAGACGUCGAGCUGGAGGCCAUCGCUAUGAGCCGAAUGGGUGUGAUUUAUGACAGCAUCCUAAAGUUGAGAUUCAAAGCCAGACCAUAUUUUAAAGGGGCAAUAACUCUGGCACAUAGCCUCCAUCCACGUGUUCUCACCAACGAAGAAUGGUACCAAGUCUGUGCGCAAACUCUUGAAUCCUACCAGAUAGAGACAGUGGCUGAAGAAACUCGCGCAUGGAUGAAAGAACGAGAAGAAACACUAAAGAAAUUGGAGCCACAGAUCAAGAAAUUUAAGUACAUCGAUGAUAAUUACGAAUGUCUAAAGUACAUCUACAAGAACCAUCCACCAAAGAAGGAGGAACACAAGUUGCCAGAUGAUUUACCUGAGCCAUCAAAGAUCAAAGACUCACAGGUGAAGAAGUGUCUGCAGAAAGCCAUUUUACACUACCAUCCAGAUCACAACUCGAAGGAGAAGUUUGGUAAGGAAUGGCAUGUCCUCUGCGAAGAGAUCAUCAAGGUGUUUACACACAAGUACAACUGCAUGAAGGGGGUUUAAGCAGACAACCCAGGAUGUAGACGGCUAUUGGCCAGUUUCUUUUAAUCUAUCCAUUUAUAUAUUGAUCUACACAUUUUUAUACUGCAAAUCA
Messenger RNA from Anneissia japonica, 2060 nucleotides. RefSeq lists its product as uncharacterized. Gene Ontology annotation, cellular component: nucleosome; nucleus. The record is from RefSeq and is a predicted model, not a curated record. The coding region runs from base 161 to 1969 and encodes 602 amino acids. Gene Ontology annotation, biological process: chromosome condensation; nucleosome assembly; negative regulation of DNA recombination. Gene Ontology annotation, molecular function: protein binding; double-stranded DNA binding; nucleosomal DNA binding. The transcript has 5 exons. NCBI's taxonomy places the organism in Eukaryota, Metazoa, Echinodermata, Crinoidea, Comatulida, Comatulidae.